GGGAUUUACUGUAGUCUCUCUCUUUCUCGUCAAAGUUACUCUGCAUUUUCCUUUGAAUUUUUAGGCAUUCACUGCGGAUGGGAUCUUAUUAUUAGGGUUUCUGCUAAUAGUAAUUUUGACUUCGUAGGUCUGAAAUUGCGGUUUGGAUCGUACAUUUUACAUAUUAUUCUUCGAUUUGUGUUAUUACGUGUUUCCUGUGAAUGCAAAAGAAGAAAUUUAAUAUUGUCUAUGUUUUUGGAUAUCUAUUUACGAUGAGAUCCAAUCCUGGUGUCGAUAGAAUUAGCAAUCUUCCUUGCAGUGUGAUAGAGCAUAUUAUUGGAUUAUUGCCUCUAUAUGAUGCUGUAAGAACAAGCGCAUUGUCGAAAGAGUGGAGUGGAGAUAUAAAUGGGCUUGUCAAACUUGAACUUGUGUAUGUCGACAUGGAGCUUGAUGAUCUUAAAACAUUGCUUUCUAAAUGGCCGAUGCUUGACUAUCUUUAUAUGCAGAGUCCCUUAAUUAAGAGUGAUAAGAAAGAAUGCAACAAAGAGCCUAAUCAUCGCCUCCCUGUUCUAAAACUUGACGAGAUUGAUUUUGGAGUGCCAGACGAUGUUAAUUCCGUUUUUAACUUGUUCAGAAGCUUUCCUAAUUUGCAGACUCUUCAAAUUUCAUGCGCGUAUUCUCUUUAUGGUGAUAGGCAAGUUAACUAUAAGCGCGCCCUUGAUUGCCUGAAGCAUGCGCAGACUAUUCCUCUAAAACAUUUGGAAAAUGUGACGAUCUUGGGCAUGCCUUGUUAUGCCGUGGAAAGGGAAUUCGUGAAGAAGCUUUUGAUGUGGGCUAUUGAACUUAAGAAUUUGACGAUAUUUGCUUGGUCUGAGGGUGUCGGCAUCGAGCCAAACAGAUCCAAGAUUGUGAAAAAAUUUAAAAAGCUCCCUCGGUCAUCAUCUUCGGCAAAAAUCGUAUUUGAAGGCAGGUGGCGUAUGUGAAGUUGCUGUGUAUAUAUAUAUAUAUAUGUAUGUAUAUAUUGUUGUUAAUUAGUUUUUGCCUACUCUGCUCUACUCUCUAUUUUGGAUGUUCAUUCGAAGUGUAGACUUCUGUAGUUAUGUCUAAUUCUGCCUUUGGCAUUAAUUUGGAUAUUGUGUUGCUGCUACUUAAUAAUAUGGUUUAUAUUUUCCUUUUA
Molecule: messenger RNA, 1156 nt
Organism: Andrographis paniculata
Lineage: Eukaryota; Viridiplantae; Streptophyta; Magnoliopsida; Lamiales; Acanthaceae
Exons: 5
Coding region: 201-962 (253 amino acids)
Molecular function (GO): protein binding
Source: RefSeq, a predicted model, not a curated record